AUGCACUGCUUCUACAAACAUUUGUGAAAGACUGUGCAAUAAGUCCAGCCAUGAAAUUUCCUUGCUACUAAAUAUUCCAUGGUCACCUGUUAGUGGUGUUAUAACAAAGUUAAAGCAACAUAAACUCAACCACGAAGUAGUAGGCCACAUAAAAUGACAGAGCGGGGUCAGCGCAUGCUGAAGCACACAGUCUGCAGAAGUUGCCAACUGUCUGCAGAGUCAAUAGCUAAAGACCUCCAAACUACAUGUGGCCUUCAGAUUAGCACAACAGCAGUGCAUAGAGAGCUUCAUGGAAUGCGUUUCCAUGACCAAUGAGCUGCAUCCAAG
This is a messenger RNA of Staurois parvus, 327 nucleotides long. The record is from the annotation of a GenBank genome assembly. Lineage: Eukaryota; Metazoa; Chordata; Amphibia; Anura; Ranidae.